GCUGUGCGAGCCAGCGGAAGAGGGCGGGAGGUGUCUUGGCCUCGCUCCAGAUCUGGCGGCACGGUACAUGGGCCAGGUGAUGUUGGCACUGGCCUACCUUCACGAGAACAAGAUCGUGUAUCGGGACGUCAAGCCAGAGAACAUACUCGUCAGCACAUUGAACGAGGCCAAGUUGACGGACUUCGGGCUCGCGAAGGUGGUGACAUCUGCAGAGAGGAUGACGAUGUGUGGAACGAUGGGCUUCCUCUCACCGGAGCUGACAGGGGUCGGUGCCGUCCUCUCGACAGCUUCGCUGAUGAGCUCCGAUGCAUCAGGCGUGGACAGUGAGGUCUUCAACCCCUUCAAAACAGAUGCGUACUCCUUCGGCGUCACAAUGCAAGUCACUCUGCUCGGGGAGGAUGGCGCGCGGAAGAAGACCGUGAAGCGGAAGGGGCCGAUGAUGCUCCCACUACAUCUCAGCGAGACGGAGAAUGCAGAGCUCUUGCAGCAACUGCGCGAAGCAGGGAGGCUCUGCCCCGAGGGUGAGAACCUCUUGGUUGAGAAGCUCUUGCCCUUCUCGCAGCCGCGGCGGGCGGAGCUGACGGACCCGGAGGUCAAGAAUCAUCCCUUCUUCUGCAAGUACCUGAAGUGCCAGGAUGUUGAGGACUUUCUUCUGAGCCAAGCCGGCAAAGAUACCGAUCUGAUGUCGCCCUAA
Molecule: messenger RNA, 694 nt
Organism: Symbiodinium sp. CCMP2456
Lineage: Eukaryota; Dinophyceae; Suessiales; Symbiodiniaceae
Source: the annotation of a GenBank genome assembly